Messenger RNA from Prunus armeniaca (apricot), 1485 nucleotides. The record is from the annotation of a GenBank genome assembly. NCBI's taxonomy places the organism in Eukaryota, Viridiplantae, Streptophyta, Magnoliopsida, Rosales, Rosaceae.
AUGGCGUCUGGAGCCAAGAGUAAUCCCCAAUUGCGCAGAGCUGUGUGCUAUUCGAAUGGUGACAAGAAGCAGACAUCAGGCGGAACGACGACGUCCCCAUCUGUAAUAGUGAUAGGUGGUGGUAUGGCCGGGGUUUCAGCUGCACGUGCUCUUCACGAUGCCUCAAUUCAGGUUAUGCUGUUGGAGUCUCGAGACAGACUGGGUGGUCGAGUUUACACCGAUUACUCAUUUGGUUUCCCUAUUGACUUGGGUGCAUCAUGGUUGCACGGAGUGUGCAAAGAGAAUCCGUUGGCACCAUUGAUUGGGAGAUUGGGGUUACCCUUAUACCGCACGAGUGGGGAUAACUCUGUCUUAUAUGACCAUGACUUGGAGAGCUAUGCACUUUUUGAUAUGGAUGGGAAGCAAGUUCCUCAAGAUUUGGUCACCAAAGUUGGUGAAGUGUUUGAGAACCUUUUGAAAGAGGCAAAUAAGGUAAGAGAGGAAUUUAGUGAAGACAUGUCCAUCACUCGUGCCUUUUCAAUUGUUUUUGAAAGGAACCCGGAAUUAAGGUUGGAAGGAGUUGCACAUAAGGUUCUGCAGUGGUACUUGUGCAGAAUGGAAGGUUGGUUUGCAGCAGAUGCUGAUACAAUUUCACUUAAAUGCUGGGAUCAGGAAGAACUGCUCCCUGGUGGUCAUGGCCUUAUGGUCAGGGGCUACCUCCCUGUUAUAAACACACUUGCCAAAGGUCUUGACAUCCGUUUGGGCCACAGGGUCACAAAUAUAGCAAGGCAAUAUAAUGGGGUUCAUGUAACAAUAGAAGAUGGGAGUACAUUUGUUGCAGAUGCUGCUGUUGUAGCUGUUCCUCUUGGUGUGCUUAAGGCAAAGAGCAUAUCGUUUGAGCCAAAGCUACCCAACUGGAAGGAAGAAGCCAUUGAUGACCUCGGAGUGGGAAUUGAGAAUAAAAUAGUGUUGCACUUCGAAAAGGUGUUUUGGCCAAAUGUGGAGUUUUUGGGAGUGGUUGCUGAAACAUCUUAUUGCUGCAGCUACUUUCUAAAUCUUCACAAGGCAACUGGUCAUUCUGUACUUGUUUAUAUGCCUGCAGGGCAGCUGGCUAAAGACAUAGAGAAAAUGUCUGAUGAAGAGGCUGCUAACUUUGCUUUUAUGCAACUCAAGAAGAUCCUUCCAGAUGCUUCUUCCCCGAUUCAGUAUCUUGUUUCUCGUUGGGGCAGUGAUGUUAACACGCUUGGGUCCUAUAGCUAUGACAUGGUUGGAAAACCCCAUGAUUUGUACGAGAAGCUAAGGGUCCCAGUGGAUAACCUAUUUUUUGCCGGGGAGGCAACAAGUGCGGACUUCCCAGGCUCUGUGCAUGGUGCGUUCUCUACUGGAGUGAUGGCUGCUGAAGACUGCAGGAUGCGUGUUCUGGAGCGAUAUGGGGAGUUGGAUUUAUUCGAGCCGGUCAUGGGCGAGGAGGCCAUGUCCAUCCCGCUUUUGAUCUCCCGCUUAUAA